Molecule: messenger RNA, 741 nt
Organism: Micromonas commoda
Lineage: Eukaryota; Viridiplantae; Chlorophyta; Mamiellophyceae; Mamiellales; Mamiellaceae
Exons: 1
Coding region: 1-741 (246 amino acids)
Source: RefSeq, a predicted model, not a curated record
AUGUCUGCGCUCGCGCGCGCAUCGACCCGCGCAUCGACGUCCGGGAGGAGCUCCCCCGCGCCGAUUUCCCCCCCCCGGCGCGCGCAUGGGAACGCGCGUCUCCCCCGGCGUCCAACCGCCUCGUCUUCGUCAUCCCGCAGCGUCGCGCUCGCCGCCGCGCGCGACGAGUCGCCCAUCCGCGACGGUGACGACGCCGCCCCGAAGACCCCGACGCUGCGGGAGGCUUCCAAGAAGUUCUCCGAGGACUUCUGGGACGAGGUCGGCAAGAGUCGGGGCGGGGUGCCCAUGCUGAGGCGCAUGAACGAGCAACUCGACGAGGAGAGGGACGCGUUGAUGCGGGGCGACGCGGACCCAUCCCGCGCCUCCUCGACGACGGGCGACACCCCAUCGACGGAUCCGGACGCCCGAGACGCGUCAACGACCGAGACCGAGGACGUCGCCCGCCAAUCGGAGGGGUUCUGGACGCGGUGCACCGUCGGCGGACUGCUCAUCGCCGUGGUCUUCUGGUGGUGGGGGCUGACCGGGAUGCACUGGCCGACGGUGAGGUGGGUGCUGACGCACCCGAACGCGCUCCUGUGGUCCGGUGAUCUGGGGUGGUCGGUCGCGAGGGAGGUGGGACUGAGGCUCGGCGCGUCCGCGCUGCGAUGCGGCGUGGCGUGGUGCGCGAUGAGGAGCCACUGGCGAGUGAUGUUUGCGCUGGGCGUUUUCGCGUCGGCGUGUCCCACCGCGGGCGCGACGUGA